Messenger RNA from Castor canadensis (American beaver), 3026 nucleotides. RefSeq names its product neuroligin 1 (gene Nlgn1). Gene Ontology annotation, molecular function: neurexin family protein binding. Gene Ontology annotation, cellular component: membrane. NCBI's taxonomy places the organism in Eukaryota, Metazoa, Chordata, Mammalia, Rodentia, Castoridae. The record is from RefSeq and is a predicted model, not a curated record.
GAUCAUUUCGGCUUGAAUUUGACGGCGAAGUGUUGUAGAAACUGUCUCCUUGAAUACUGGAAGGGGACUGGGGGGAGAUUCAAGGGCUCCCUGGGUGGAUUUGUGUCGCGGAGGGAUAUAGACCCACAGCUAACUGGAUUUGAUUUAUAAGAGGGAAAUCUACAGUCAAUGGCCACUCUCACCACAGUGCUACUAUGGAAAACAGAAUGGUCAAUAAGAUAUGGUCUGAUAAAUAGUGAUGAUUGAAGAUGCUGCUUCACUACGUGUGAAAUCAAUGGGAGAUACUUGCUGCACGAAGAAUGCUCUGAGCUUUUCUUGACAAGCUCACCUUCGAGAAAUCGGAGGCCUAAUUCACCAUUAUAUAGCCUUUCUCAAGUGGAUAUAAACACAUUUGCCUCAUUGUAACCGGACAACUAGACAACUAAUGUGGGAUCAUGGCACUGCCCAGAUGCAUGUGGUCAAAUUAUGUUUGGAGAGCCAUGAUGGCAUGCUUGGUACACAGGGGAUUGGGUGCCUCAUUGACUCUCUGUCUGUUGGGAUGUUUGCUUCAGACUGCUCAUGUGCUCUCACAAAAAUUGGAUGACCUGGACCCACUGGUGACUACCAACUUCGGCAAGAUCAGAGGAAUUAAGAAAGAACUCAAUAAUGAAAUUUUGGGGCCUGUUAUUCAGUUUCUUGGGGUUCCAUAUGCAGCCCCACCAACUGGAGAACAUCGUUUUCAGCCUCCAGAACCACCAUCUCCCUGGUCAGAUAUCAGGAAUGCCACUCAAUUUGCUCCUGUAUGUCCCCAGAAUAUCAUUGAUGGCAGAUUGCCAGAAGUCAUGCUUCCUGUGUGGUUUACUAAUAACUUGGAUGUGGUUUCAUCAUAUGUACAAGACCAGAGUGAAGACUGCCUAUAUUUAAACAUAUAUGUCCCAACUGAGGAUGUAAAAAGAAUAUCCAAGGAAUGUGCCAGAAAACCCGGCAAGAAAAUAUGUAGAAAAGGAGGUCCCCUUACAAAGAAACAGACAGAUGAUUUAGGUGAUAAUGACGGUGCUGAAGAUGAAGAUAUUCGGGACAGUGGGGGUCCCAAACCAGUAAUGGUGUAUAUCCAUGGUGGCUCAUAUAUGGAAGGUACUGGAAACUUAUAUGAUGGGAGCGUCUUGGCAAGCUACGGCAAUGUGAUUGUCAUCACAGUCAACUAUCGACUUGGGGUACUUGGUUUCUUGAGUACAGGGGAUCAGGCUGCAAAAGGAAACUAUGGACUUCUUGAUCUCAUACAGGCUUUAAGAUGGACUAGUGAGAACAUUGGAUUCUUUGGUGGUGACCCCUUGAGAAUCACUGUUUUUGGAUCAGGCGCUGGGGGUUCAUGUGUCAAUCUGCUGACUUUAUCCCAUUAUUCUGAAGGUAACCGUUGGAGCAAUUCAACCAAAGGACUUUUUCAACGAGCAAUAGCUCAAAGUGGAACAGCUCUUUCCAGCUGGGCUGUUAGUUUCCAGCCUGCAAAGUAUGCUAGAAUGUUGGCCACCAAAGUUGGUUGCAAUGUUUCAGAUACAGUAGAGCUAGUGGAAUGCCUCCAGAAGAAGCCUUACAAAGAACUUGUUGAUCAAGAUAUUCAACCAGCCCGAUACCACAUAGCCUUUGGACCUGUGAUUGAUGGUGACGUAAUACCAGAUGACCCUCAGAUACUGAUGGAACAAGGAGAGUUUCUCAACUAUGAUAUAAUGUUAGGGGUUAACCAAGGGGAAGGAUUAAAAUUUGUUGAAAAUAUAGUAGAUAGUGAUGAUGGUAUAUCAGCUAGUGAUUUUGACUUUGCUGUUUCCAAUUUUGUUGAUAAUUUAUAUGGAUAUCCUGAAGGCAAAGAUGUUUUGAGAGAAACCAUUAAAUUCAUGUACACUGACUGGGCUGACCGCCAUAACCCCGAAACCAGAAGAAAGACAUUAUUGGCUUUGUUUACGGACCAUCAGUGGGUGGCACCAGCUGUAGCCACUGCAGAUCUUCAUUCAAACUUUGGUUCACCUACAUACUUCUAUGCCUUUUACCAUCAUUGCCAAACAGAUCAGGUUCCAGCUUGGGCUGAUGCAGCCCAUGGAGAUGAGGUUCCCUAUGUGUUGGGAAUCCCCAUGAUUGGUCCUACAGAGUUAUUUCCUUGCAAUUUCUCCAAAAAUGAUGUGAUGCUGAGUGCAGUUGUAAUGACAUAUUGGACAAAUUUUGCUAAAACUGGUGACCCAAAUCAACCAGUCCCUCAAGACACGAAGUUCAUCCACACCAAACCCAACCGCUUUGAAGAAGUAGCGUGGACCAGAUACUCUCAGAAAGACCAACUUUAUCUCCAUAUUGGAUUAAAACCAAGAGUUAAAGAGCAUUACAGAGCCAAUAAGGUGAAUCUCUGGUUGGAGCUGGUGCCUCAUCUGCAUAAUCUCAAUGACAUUUCUCAGUAUACCUCGACAACAACUAAAGUGCCAUCAACUGACAUCACUCUCAGACCUACGAGGAAAAAUUCCAUACCUGUCACAUCAGCCUUUCCCACUGCCAAGCAAGAUGACCCCAAACAACAACCAAGUCCAUUUUCAGUGGAUCAGAGGGACUAUUCAACAGAGCUAAGUGUCACUAUUGCAGUUGGAGCAUCCUUGCUGUUUCUGAAUAUCUUGGCCUUUGCAGCGUUGUACUACAAAAAGGAUAAGCGGAGACAUGAUGUUCACAGGAGAUGCAGCCCACAGCGCACCACCACCAAUGAUCUGACCCAUGCACAAGAAGAAGAAAUCAUGUCCCUCCAAAUGAAGCACACUGAUUUGGAUCAUGAAUGUGAGUCCAUCCAUCCACAUGAGGUGGUUCUUCGGACCGCCUGUCCCCCAGAUUACACACUAGCUAUGAGGAGGUCACCUGAUGAUGUUCCCUUAAUGACACCAAACACCAUUACAAUGAUUCCCAACACUAUACCAGGGAUUCAGCCCUUACACACAUUCAAUACAUUUACUGGAGGACAGAACAAUACACUGCCCCAUCCCCAUCCCCACCCCCAUUCACAUUCAACAACCAGGGUAUAG